CCGGGGACCCCGUUAUCCAUGCUUAAUUCCAAGUCAAAUUCGAUGGGGCUGGUGUGAGAGCCCGCCUGUCGAAUAUCACACCUAUGGCCAAAAGUUCUGAGGGUCUGGUCGUCCUCAUCCUUGGAGUAACUGGUUACAUUGGUGGUGCCAUUGGUGUUUCCCUUAAAAAGAAACAUCCUACGAGCAUCUACAAGGCCUUCGUUCGUUCUGCGGAAGCCGCGGAAGCCGUUAAGGCUGCUGGCUUUGAGGUCGUUCAAGGCACUGGGAACGCCGAAUGGGACAGAAACGUCGUUGCGAAGGAAGCGGCGGACGCGGAUGUUGUUAUCAAUACUGCAGACGCCGACGAUCUCGAGCUAGUUAAUUCCAUCCUAGAAGCACUCAAGAACAGCGUUAAGGAGCUUCCGAUCCUGAUUCAUACGAGUGGCACUGGCGUUUUGGCGGAUUUGCCCACUGGCGGCUUUCAAGAAACUGCAAAGAAAAUUUGGGAUGACAGCAAACCUGAGGAUAUUAAAGCAAUAGGUCCCAACCAACCCCAUCGUAACGUUGAUCUAGCCAUCUUCAAUGCAGGGAAGGAGGAUUACUUCAUCGGUUACAUCAUUGCUCCGUCUACGAUUUAUGGCGUCGCCUUCGACAAUCCGGGUAACCGCAUCUCUCAGCAGAUCCCUGCGCUGAUUCGAGCGUCUGUGGAGCGUCAUCAGACUGUUUAUGGUGGCGAAGGUACCAAUGUCUGGAACAACGUUCAUGUUUUCGACCUCGCGGACCUUUACAUUCUGAUAUUUGAGAAGGCCCUCAGCGAGCGUGCUAGGGGAAAACCCACCUCUUCCGAUCCCUACGAACGCUUCUAUUUUGGCUCUGUGCGGUCUCAUGCCUGGGGCGACGUUGCGAAACGCCUUGCAACUAUCCUGUACGGAAAAGGGGUGGUAGAUAACGAUAAGGCGAUCAGCAUUGCCGCAAAGGAAUUGCCCAAGGCGAUUACGGUAAAUUCGCAAAGCGUAAGUAAUAGAGGCCUUUUUGAUGGUUGGACACCCAGCCGUGCAAAACUUGAGGACACGCUCGAAGAAGAUGCUGUUGCUACGUUGGCGCAGCUUGGAGUGAGGUAGUUAAAUGAAUAGGUAGAAAAUUCUAAUUCUGGCGUAUAUCAUUGUAUGUAUCGAAUGAGAUCUACUCUGUC
Messenger RNA from Cantharellus anzutake, 1171 nucleotides. Its product is annotated as NAD(P)-binding protein. NCBI's taxonomy places the organism in Eukaryota, Fungi, Basidiomycota, Agaricomycetes, Cantharellales, Hydnaceae. The coding region runs from base 84 to 1100 and encodes 338 amino acids. The record is from RefSeq and is a predicted model, not a curated record. The transcript has 6 exons.